AUGGAAGCUCUCUCAUUUCAAAGCUUACUUCAACUCCCAUCUACUCUCAGAACUCCAAGUUAUGUUGAGCAACCUAAGAACACUGUGGCUAAGAACUUGGAUGAAAGACUUCACUCACCGACAGCCAAAAGAUUACCAAGAAGGCUGCUUUUGCAGUUUAUGGGAUUCUGUCCAAUCCUUUCACAUCCUGUUUUUGCUGCACCAAUGCCAGAGAUGAAGGAACCUCAAGUCAUUCGGACCUUAAAGCUUCCCAGCGGUGUGAGGAUUCAAGAGAUUGUUGAAGGGCAAGGCUCAGCAGCCAACGAAGGAGAUUUGGUUGAAAUUAACUAUGUAUGCAGGCGCACAAAUGGAUAUUUUGUUCAUAGCACUGUAGAUCAAUUCAGUGGAGAAAGCACACCUGUGAUACUUCCUUUGGAUGAAAAACAGAUUAUAGCAGGCUUGAAGGAGGUUCUAGUUGGCAUGAGGAUUGGCGGAAAGAGAAGAGCAUUGAUACCUCCUUAUGUGGGUUACAUAAAUGAAAACUUAAAACCAAUUCCUGAAGAGUUUGGCCCUAGACGCAGCCUUUUGUCUCAUGUAAACGAGCCUUUGAUAUUUGAGGUGCAGCUCUUGAAAGUGCUAUGA
This is a messenger RNA of Prunus armeniaca (apricot), 621 nucleotides long. NCBI's taxonomy places the organism in Eukaryota, Viridiplantae, Streptophyta, Magnoliopsida, Rosales, Rosaceae. The record is from the annotation of a GenBank genome assembly.